AUGCGUGCGUCGGCGGCGCUGGCGAUCCUGGGCGGAGUCGCUGUUGCUGCGGAGGGGUGUCAUGGGGAUAACCUCCUCCGCGGCAUGGAGCGGCACGGGGCGGAGGAGUACUGCUCUUCGGUAUUGAGCGUCGCGGAGGCGACGGGCACGGUUUCGAUUCCGGAGGGGGUGCCGACUGGGUACGAGGAGGCGAAGGUGUCUUCUGCGUGUUGGUGUCUUCUCGGGAUCAGCUCUGCAACUGCCGCGCCGCCUUGUCAUUCAAAGACUGCGGAGGAUCCGAUGUACUCUACUGCGGAUGGAGAUAUCUCCGCGACUGCGACGGAGACUUUGACGGAGGCUUCUGGGGUGGUUGGACGUCCUGCGCCAACGGACACCGAUAUCCCUGGGGGCUACUCCUUUUCGGUUCCCGGUGAUGGGUUGACGGCCACGACGGCCUGGACGUGUGGGCUGGCCGAGGCUACGACCACUGUUCAGGUUACUGAGACGAGCGUCGAGACUGUGUAUGUCACUGCUUUGUCGAGCGAGGGCAAUGCCGGACGGCCGCCGCCUCCGUGGACUUCGGCUUCGUCUGGUGAGGUGUCGCCGACUAGUGGAGGCGGGUUCACCGUGAUCACUCUCUCAGGGGAGCCGAGCGGGACUUCGUCGGGAUGGGCCUCAACGAUUACGGUACCUGCGAGCGAGGUUGUUGGUGUGCCGGUCGUUACUACGAUUGUCAGCGAUGGGUCUGAGGUUGUGAGCACACUCACACGAACAUCAUUGAAGCCUCCUCAAGGACGAAUUGGGACUACCAUCACCAUGGUCAUCAACGGGACUGUGACGACCAUCACUGGAGAGGUACACGAUGUGCCCCCUCCUACCCCGACGGAAGCUUCGGCCUCGAGCUCUGACUCGCCGAGUUCAGGGGGUUCCCAAUGGACGCGCCCUUGGAUCUCGGAGUCUACCCAGAUUUCACCCACGAUGACUCCGACCUCGAGGAUCAGCACCGUCACCAGUGAUGUCGGGGGCGGGGUGAUCUCGACUUGGGUUGUGACGCUCCCGACUGGGAUUCCGUUCCCAAAUACCACUUCAGCGAGCCCGGCUUCGACGACGUUGAGUAGCCAAGUGUCGGUUAUUACCAGCGUCAUCAGUGGAGAAGUUACCGUCAUCACGAUUGGGGGACCAACGUCAACUGCAUCUCUGAACGGGACGGCUUCAGUUACAGCUUCGACGCCAUCCGAGACUAGGUCUGGGGACAUCAGUAUUGUUACAAGUAUCAUCGGUGGCGAGGCUACGACGAUCACGCUCAUCGGCGGAUCGACCAUUCGCCCAGCGAAUGGGACUUCCAUGGCCAGUUCGAUACCAUCAGAGACGACGUCUGCGGGCAUCAGUAUCAUUACCAGCUUCAUCGAUGGCGAGGCCACAACUAUCACACUCGUCGGAGGUUCAACCUUGUCCGGAUCGCCUAAUGCAACGGCUUCCACAACAUCCACGCCUUCAGAGUCCUCAUCUGCCGAGAUCAGCAUCAUAACAAGCGUUAUUGGCGGAGCAGUCACCACGAUCACGGUGGUCGGCGGGUCUACCCUCAUACCUGCGAAUUAUACAUCAAGCUCCUCGGCAUCUGAGACGCAAUCAAGAGGUUUCAGUGUGGUAACGACUGUCAUCGGCGGUUCUGCUACGACUCUGACAUUGAUCGGUGGGUCAACCUCGACGCCGUCUUCCGAGCUAAUUACCGCUACGGUCACGUCGAGUCCUUCCCAGACCGUGUCAGCCGGUGUGUCGGUCACCACGAGCUUCAUUGAUGGUGUUGCUACCACCAUCACGUUCUCUGAUGGGAGCACACUUACGUCGUCCACCAGCAGUAGCACCGCCUCAAGCCCUACGGCUACAGGAGGUAUCAUCGUCAUUACCAGCAUCAUCGAUGGAUCUGCGACUACAGUGACCAUCUCGGAUGGCUCUACCAUCGUUGCAUCAACCACUAGUUCCUCUGCCCCGGUAUCGUCGCCUACGGGAGAAGUGAUUGUUGUGACGAGAACGAUCAAUGGGGAGCCGACUACCUUCACCAUGUCGGACGGCCUGACUCUCGGAACGUUAAUGAGCAGUAGCACUGCCACUGCGAUGCCGUCGCCUACUGGCGGUGUCAUUGUCAUAACCAGCAUCAUUGAAGGCCAGCCGACAACUUUCACAGUAUCCGACGGCACGACUCUAGGGACAGAGCCUAGCAGUGCGCCUGUAUCCCCGACUACAACAGCCAACGGUGGUGUCAUUGUGAUCACGAGUACCAUCAACGGUGCAGUCUCAACAAUCACAGUCUCCAACGGCAGCACAGUCGAAACACCAGCAAGCAGUACCGCAACCCCGACGCCAACGCCAAGUAUCGGGGUCAUUGUGGUUACGACGUUAAUCAAUGGCGAAGCAACCACCAUUACCGUCUCGGAUGGUGUGACUUUAGGAGAGCCAUCGCCUACCACCAGCUCGACUCCCGCACUGACUGGGGAGGUCAUCGUCAUCACCACCACUAUCAACGGAGAACCAACCACGGUUACUGUAUCUGACGGAUCAACUCUUUCAACUCCGACGAGUGCAACGAAAAGUCCAAGUCAAAGCCCUACCCCAACGGUUGGGGACAUUGUCAUAACAACGAUCAUCAGUGGUGCGGCUACGACAUUGACAGUCUCCGAUGGCUCAACCCUGACCCGUCCUCUGAACACCACGUCAACUCUUACGCAAACCCCAAUCCCGACUGGGGAGAUCAUUACCAUCACCAGUACCAUCAAUGGCGAGCCAGUUACUUUGACGAUCUCAGACGGCUCAACACUCUUUCCAACUCCCUCUCCAACCAGCGGUCCAGAAGUUAUUACCGUCAUCAGUAGCAUCAUUGGCGGCGGAGGAUCAACUUGGAUCAUCUCAGACGGAGUGACUCUGCCACUUCCUUCAAACACAACGAGCGCCACGCCAACUGCCACGGGUCAAGUCAUUGUCAUCACAAGCAUCAUCAACGGCGCAGCAUCAACAUGGACGGUCUCAGAUGGCUCAACUCUCAGCCCAAGCGCAACUACCACGACUGCCCCCACUCCAACUGGCGACGCCGUCACUCUGACAAGCACUCUCCCCGAUGGUCGCGUCUCAAUCUGGACUCUCAUCGGAACUGCCACCAUCACUGGGUCACAAAAUGCCAGCGCAACCAGCUCCUCAAGCUCCUCCUCAGCUACAGCAUCGUCAACAUCCAGUGCCUUUGACCCCGCCUUCACAGGCAUUUCGAUCGUGGCAUCUCAGAACGCAAGCACAUGCUACACCCUCCCCUCUCCGACAGAGUCACUGCACGAGUCCAAGCUAGACACCCAAGGCAAGACUGCACCGUACAUCGACGCCUUCUACUUGGACAACACCACCAACUCCGUCAAGUACAUCCGUCUCAUGAACGAAAGCACGUCCGAUCCUAUCCUCAUUGAUGUAUCGGAUCCCGCAAAGCUUGCAAUCAUCAACAAAGACGGCGACACGCUCUCCGUCGAUAGUCAGGGUCUGCACUUUGCUUCCGCCGUUUGUUCGCCCAAGAUUGAUGUCUUCAUUUCUGGCUUCUUCAGCCAGAUCAACAGCUUGACCAACUCGACAUGUACCUCUGCCGCGGCUCUCUUCGACACUCCGUCUGGGAGACCUCUGCAGAAAAGACAGACCAGCGCUUUUGAUGUGUUGCUUCGUCUCAAAGACCAGUGCGGGAACGCCGCGCGCGAUGAGUUACCAGUUGCUGUAUCUUUGGGAGAUAAUCCUUGUGCGGUUGUUCCCAAAGAGGGCGACUUUGUUGCGACUUGUUCCUGGCCUGGGGGUAGCGGUCCUGCAGGAGACUGUGAGACUUCAGUCGAGCAGACACUUGAUCACCUAACGAAAGGAUCGCUGGACGGGACUUGCCCUUCAAUGAUGUCCAUGUGGAGUCUCCUCUCCCAGGAACUUGGCAACGUGAUUAACCUUCGGGAACUGCUCAAACCUUUUGUGGAUGCCGGGCUGGACAUCGAUACGAACCGUGGCCAGAGUCUCCUAGACGUGAUCGGUAGCUUUCUUGGUAUUUACGACUUCUCUGCCUCGACCUUCGGUAACUCGACAUCCCAAGCCGGAUCUGGGAUGGGAGACCUAAUUGAGGGCUACGGCUUGACCACGAUCCAGACACAGGUCUGCCGAUACCUGCAAACCUCCUCGCAGCCCCUCAAUCUCGCCUUCACAGCCGGCACUACCACAACACCCUCCACACUCGCCGAGAUCACGACAAUCCCCUCGCCCACCCCAGAGUACGACCGAAACAUCACGGACCCGACGGUCAUGGCCUGCUGUCCGAACCCAGGAAACUGCAUCUUCUCGGAGGGCAGCAAGUUCUACCCGCCCGAGUCCUCAAUCGCUGGGUCCAACUGCUUUUGCGGAUCGAUGCUCGGCGGGGGCGGCAUCGCCUUCAGGACGGGAUCGUGUCUAGAGGAGAACCAGUGCAGUCAGGAGAAGCCGUGUGGUGAGGGGAAGGUUUGCUUGACAGGCAACUGCUGCGGGGAUGGGACAAAUCCUGUCAACGUUUGUGUGGAUGCGACCGAGUGCAACGCGCCGCGGGUUGGGAAGAGGUGGGCUGACUUGUUUGAGGGAACUGCGAUGGGUAUGGUUUGA
Molecule: messenger RNA, 4617 nt
Organism: Colletotrichum siamense
Lineage: Eukaryota; Fungi; Ascomycota; Sordariomycetes; Glomerellales; Glomerellaceae
Exons: 2
Coding region: 1-4617 (1538 amino acids)
Source: RefSeq, a predicted model, not a curated record